CAUGUCAACGGAGAUGGUGGCGUGCGUUGCAACGGAGGCUUUAUCCUCUUCCCCCUCCCCCCUUUCCCCUUUUCCUCUCCCCCUUUCGCCCUCCUUCCCCCCCUCCCCCCCCCCACCAGCAUGUCAACGGAGAUGGUGGCGUGCAUAGCAGCGGAGGCCCUCUCAAUAUUGGAGAAGGUGCACGAGCGAGGCUACGUGCAUGGAGACGUGAAGCCGGAGAACUUUCUUCUCGGGCAGCCCGGGACUUCCGAGGAAAAGAAGCUGUACCUGGUUGACCUGGGUUUAGCAACGAGGUGGAGGGACAGCAACACGGGGCAGCACGUGGAGUAUGACCAACGACCAGACAUCUUCAGGGGCACGGUGCGCUAUGCAGGCGUCCACGCACACCUGGGGCGCACGGGCAGUCGCAGGGAUGACUUAGAGUCACUGGCAUACACACUCGUCUUCCUGCUGCGAGGAAGACUGCCCUGGCAGGGCUACCAGGGCGACAACAAGGGUUUCUUAGUGUGCAAGAAGAAGAUGAGCACGUCGCCCGAGAUGCUCUGCUGCUUCUGUCCGCCGCCCUUCAAGCUCUUCCUCGAGUACGUCGUCAGCCUCAAGUUCGAUGAGCGCCCCGACUACGCCAAGUGCGCCGCCAUGUUCGACCCCAUCCUCUCCCCCAACCCAGCACUACUGCCUCUCAACACAGAGGGAGCACGCUCUCUCAAGGUGCAGGUGGGGCAGAAGAGGGGGCGGGGCGAGGGGGGCGAGGAGGAGGCGGAGGAGGAUCAGCUGAGGAAGAAGAUCCGCCUCGGCAUGCCGGCCACCCAGUGGAUCUCUGUUUACAGCGCCAGACGGCCUAUGAAGCAGAGGUACCACUACAAUGUAGCGGACUCGCGCCUGGCACAGCACGUGGAGAAGGGCAACGAGGACGGGCUGCACAUCAGCAGCGUGGCGUCGUGUCAGAACCUCUGGGCGCUCAUCAUGGACGCGGGCACCAACUUCACAGCGCAGGUCUACGACCUCUCGCACGUGUUCCUGCCCAAGGAGUGGAUCAUGGAGCAGUGGGAGAGGAACUUCUACAUCACAGCAGUGGCGGGCGCCAGCAACGGCAACUCCCUCGUUGUCAUGUCCAAAGGCACACCGUAUACACAGCAGUCAUACAAGGUCAGCGACAGCUUCCCAUUCAAGUGGAUCAACAAGAAGUGGCGAGAGGGCUUCUACGUGACGUCCAUGGCCACUGCUGGCAGCCGCUGGGGGGUGGUUAUGUCCCGCAAUGCCGGCUUCACUGACCAGGUGGUGGAGCUGGACUUUCUGUAUCCCAGCGAGGGCAUUCACAGGCGGUGGGACAUGGGGUAUCGCAUCACAGCCACCGCUGCCACGUGGGACCAGGCUGCCUUCCUUCUCAGUGUGCCGCGCAGACGACCCGCGGAUGAGACCCAGGAGACUCUGAGAACAUCGGCUUUCCCCAGUACCCAUGUAAAGGUGAGAGAGUGA
Molecule: messenger RNA, 1476 nt
Organism: Closterium sp. NIES-65
Lineage: Eukaryota; Viridiplantae; Streptophyta; Zygnematophyceae; Desmidiales; Closteriaceae
Source: the annotation of a GenBank genome assembly